AUGGCCACAAGGAGUCGAUCGGGGAUUGGCAGGGACGGUGGGGGAGUGAUCGGCGGAUGGAGCAGACUCCUCUCCACUCCCACCAAACAAUACUCACCCACUGAUGACUCUCCAUUUCGAGCGAAGACCAAUCAAGCGCACCUCCACAUCCAUUUCUUCAUCGCCUACCUCAACAUCAUCCACAUGAAUCCCGAAUUCCCUAUCAUCAACCCCGCCAAGAACCGUGCUUUUCAGAAAGAUUGUCAAUGGGAAACGGCCAACAAUGGUCAUUAUACUAUUACAUUCAUUGGAAUUGGUCCGAUUAUCUUAAAAAUCGGUUUCUUCUCAAUCCGGACAAACAUUUGUGUUUAUAAUCAGCGUGAAUCCCCAUCGAUGGAGUCACCCGAAAUGCAACGAUACGGCGACUCGCCUCGAAGUUUCAACCAAAGUGAAUUACUGGAUGAAUAUCUGAUUGAUGAGAUCCUCUCGUUGGAGGACGAGCAGCGCACUCGGGGCAGCAAACCACACCAAACACCGCUGACCGCCCCGUACUCUUGUGCAGACAAUUUGACGAAUCUCUCCUCGCAAGGAAGACCGAUUCCCGGAAACAACUCUUCAGGUGGUUCAGGCCACUCAGGCUCACCCGUCGGAAUGGGAAUCCGAGGCGCGAUGCAAUUCCGCCACGUCGUCUCCUCGUCAGCUCCCUCCUCAUCGGAUAUGGAUCAAUUGGUACGUGGCUCGUCGCAAGGACCCGUUCCCAGUGCCGAUGAUCCGGAACACUACCGCGAUCGCAGAAAGAAGGACAUUCACAAUAUGAUUGAACGCCGUCGUCGCUAUAAUAUCAACGACCGAAUCAAAGAAUUAGGAGUUAUGCUGCCUAAAGGAGCCUCCGAAGCCGAAUUUAGAGAGAUGAAGUUAAACCAAGGGACGAUUCUCAAAGCAUCUUGUGACUACAUUCGACAAUUGCAAAAGGAUCGAGAUAGCAUGAUUAAACAACAGCAACAACAAAACAAAUUGGAAAACGCUGCGAAACAAUACGCCGAUCGAGUCAGAGAACUCGAGGAGAUCUUGGCGAAGAAUGGCCUCAACGCGCCUACCAAAGCGCUUCCUCCACUCCCAGCCAUCCCCUCCGCUCCUCGACCAAUCAAACAGGAGAUCGAAGGGAGUCGAAAUCAAACCCCAUGCGGAUCACUUUCCUCAUCGGGUUUUAUGUCACAACUCUCUGACAAGACGGCUGCGAUCGCCUCGCCGCUAGAACGGAUCCAUUAUGGAUCCGAUCAAUUCUUUCGCUCAAGUCCACAAGAUUAUCAGACGCCACAAUGGAGAUACCGCCCCGACAGCCACAAAGGGAUGCACCACGGGCCAUUCCCCGAUUUGAUCAUGGAGUCGUGUCUUGAGAACAAUCCACUCCUCCACUCGGACCCGUUGAUGUCACAAGCCGGUAGCCCGUCGCCAAACCUUGCCGCCAGUCAGAUGAGGCCCGAUAUCUCGUGGGAUCCAUCGAAUUUCAGCCCCGACGGGAACACCGAACCGAUGCACGCCAAUCACAAUAUGGACUAUUCA
Mesorhabditis belari is the source of this 1542-nucleotide messenger RNA. Lineage: Eukaryota; Metazoa; Nematoda; Chromadorea; Rhabditida; Rhabditidae. The record is from the annotation of a GenBank genome assembly.